UGCUUACCCAACAUAAACAUACACAUACACAAUGGAUACACUUCGCAAUUCUUGGCGCUCCGACAAUCUCGUUUACCGCAGCAUCGAGGAAAACGACGAAGACUUUGCGUUUAUCAAGUCCCUUCGGUCCGACCCAGUCAACCUAGGACUUUCCACCAGGGGCAUGGUGCGACCUCCAACCGCAAAAGCUACCAAAGAAUACAUGCAGUAUUUCCCGAAGAAUAUCCUCGCUGUGAUGAUAUGUCUGCCCCCACAUCCCCUACAAACCGAAGAACAAACCGAUCCAGACCAGACCCAAAACGAAACCCGGGCGCUGCCAAAAGCCACCCCCAUAGGUUUCUUGGCGUUAUUCGACCCCAUCACCGAAGCCGCUGGCAUCCACCGUAAUGCCUUUCUAUGUAUCUCCCUGGCAGAGCACUACCGCGGCAAAGGCUACGGGACCGAGGCUAUCAACUUCGCACUAGAUUUUGCCUUUCGGUACGCGAAUUUGCAUCGCGUUGCCCUGGAGGUGUUCUCGUAUAACGAGAAAGCGUUACGGGUGUAUCGGAAGGUGGGGUUUGUGGUUGAGGGACGCAAAAGGGAGGAUCAUUUCUUUGAUGGCGUAUAUCAUGAUACGCUGAUGAUGGGGAUUUUGAAAAAGGAGUGGGGUCUCUUGAGAGGGAAUAAGGUAGAUGCAAUUCACUCAGCCUAAGAUUUAAGAUUGGGACCUGGUAAGGACUGCUUGAUGUAUUAUCACGUGAGUUACGAGGCUGGUUGAAAUAGUUUGGUUUAGGACCUGAGGGCUCGGCUCUCUGACAUGCAGUUCUGCACAUGUGCAGGAAUGUUGAGGAGGAGUCUAUCAAAAGUUCUGUAAAGUUUACUAGAUACACGAUUGAUUAUAUUAUGUGAUUAGAAGGCGAAAUAACUAGUUAUAUGUU
Messenger RNA from Aspergillus novofumigatus IBT 16806, 917 nucleotides. RefSeq names its product GNAT family N-acetyltransferase. Lineage: Eukaryota; Fungi; Ascomycota; Eurotiomycetes; Eurotiales; Aspergillaceae. Bases 32 to 691 code for a protein of 219 amino acids. Gene Ontology annotation, molecular function: acyltransferase activity, transferring groups other than amino-acyl groups. The transcript has 2 exons. The record is from RefSeq and is a predicted model, not a curated record.